Messenger RNA from Coregonus sp. 'balchen', 3854 nucleotides. Lineage: Eukaryota; Metazoa; Chordata; Actinopteri; Salmoniformes; Salmonidae. The record is from the annotation of a GenBank genome assembly.
AGUUCUUCUUCCCUGGGUUUUCCAGUCCAUUUUGCACUGAGUGACACAGAGAGCUGAGCGCUGGGCGCGUAAUUUUGCACUCUGGAUCAAAGAUAGCUCAGUAAUACAUCAGCCAUUAAGUUUCCUACAUAGAUAAGCCCUAGCCUCACUUCUCCAAUAGUCCAGACAGACUCAGAGAUGAACCUGACUGCUGAGAACAACAGUGUUCCCCUCAGUGAUGGGAACCGUAUUCCCCUCGUUGGGCUGGGGACUUAUGGAGACCCACGAACGGUAAGGGAAACCUAUUUUUAAAAGAGCAGUUUGAACACCAGGUGCAUGGGGAAAAAAUGGUUUGAUAAAAUGUACUCCAGCACGAAUACUUCACAUUACAUUGUUUGUUAAGUAUUCAAGAAUACCAGGGUUGGAAUUUCUUCUUUUUCAAGAAUGUACAGUAUACCUGACAGUCUGAUUUGGAUAACGUAAUUAGGAUUUCUCACUGACAGGCAGGCUGCCUGUUAAUCUCGGUCCCAGACACGUUUAGCCUGGGGACGAGGCCAGCCACCUGUAAAUUAGAAUGUGUUUUGAGAAUCAAAGUUCAAAUUAUCACAGAGUCCAUGUUCAAAUGAGCAUAAAGUCCAUGUUCACUGCUGUGAUUGACUGGUUAAUCAUUAACUAUUACUAGUGAUAAACAAAGUAGGCCUACAUAAUGUAUCUGAGUUUAACAUAUAAAUCAACUUAACUUAUUUAUUUCAUGUAAAUUCACUAUCUUAACUCUGUUUUUUGACAGACACCCAGAGGCACAGCGUUAAACAGUGUGAAGCAUGCAAUAGAUGUGGGAUACAGACACUUUGAUGGGGCUUUGGUGUAUUUCAAUGAGCACGAAGUAGGUCAAGCCAUAAGAGAUAAAAUUGCAGAUGGAACCGUCAAAAGGGAAGACAUCUUUUACUGUGGAAAGGUGAAGUUAUUUUAUUGCUGGUUGAUUUACACACUUCAAUAUCACUUAACUUUCUAUCACAGAACAAUAGUAGGCCUAUAUUUUAAGGGCCGUUUUCCCUUGCACAAAUGCCUAGUCCUUGAUUUAGAACUAGACUAAUGUUCAAUGGUGAUUCACAAUUUAAAGUGCAUUUUUGUCCAGGAAUAGGCGAUAAUCUUUGUCCGGUAAACUGGUCCUGAAUGUAUUCCAAAUACAUCAGACUACAUACCUUUGUAUUUGUUUGUAUUUUGGGGCCUUUUCUAUUGGUUCUAUUGCAAUCAAGCAAAGCUAAAGUAUUUGAAAUGAUAUCAAAUAGUAUUUGAACCCAGGUCUGUCAGGCUAAUAGUGGUUGGUCAUAGCGAUCUCCUUCUACCUGUCUCAGCUAUGGAACACCUUCCACCCUCCAGAGCUGGUCAGGCCUGCCUUAGAGAGGACACUGAAGGCACUGAAACUGGACUAUGUGGAUCUAUACAUCAUCGAGAUGCCCACUGCAUUCAAGGUUAACAUAUUGUAGCUACUGUAGUCUACAGAUGUCAGUUUGAAAUUGCACUCACCUCUUAAAGGCCAACUAUUUUAAAGUAAACUCACAAUGUUUUCAAAUGUGUCAAUCAUUCUUAUAACGGUAUCUCAAUUCCAGCCUGGUGAUGAGUUUUAUCCUAAAUAUGAGGAUGGGCGGUAUAUUUACCAUGAGACAGACCUAUGUGCAACAUGGGAGGUGAGUUUUGUCUUCCAGGCCCAUAGCCAAUUGCAUCAUUGUCUCAUUAUCAAGAUCAAUUGUGUUUAGAAUAGUUGAGGAAUAUCAACUAUCAGCAUACUUAUGGGGUGGUUAUAAUGAACAGUAUAUGAAAAAUAAUGUAUUACAGAGGAUGAGAACUGUGUAGGCACUAGCCUAUAUACAAAACCCAGAAUAAAUCCUCUGGGCACAAAUGUAAAUACCAUUGCAAUGGCCUUGGCUCUAAUCUCUGUGUCAAGGACAAAGCCAUAAAUAGUCAGUCAACCUCUUUUCAAAGUUCUACACAGUCUCUAGAAUUUGUGUUGUGUUUUUUCUGGGGUAUCGCUCUCAUUCUGGUAAAUCAUUAUGAAUGGACAUAUUUUAAAGUCUCCUCUCUUCCAACAGGCUUUAGAGGCCUGCAAAGAUGCAGGGCUGGUCAAAUCUCUGGGAGUAUCCAACUUCAACAGGAGACAGCUGGAGCUCCUACUGAGAAAGCCUGGCCUCAAACACAGACCUGUGUCCAACCAGGUGGGACAUACUCUCUCUCUCAAUGCUGAGAUGCUUAUGCAAUUACAUUUGCAAACCUAAUUUGAGAUUCGUGCACAUAAUUAAUAAGUGCUAUAUAUAUUUUCAAUACAGGUCGAGUGUCAUCCGUACUUCACUCAGCCGAAGCUGCUGGAGUACUGCCGUCAGAAUAACAUUGUGAUCGUAGGCUACAGCCCCAUAGGAACUUCAAGGGACGCCUCCUGGGUGAACCUGAAAUGCCCUCCUCUGUUGGAGGAUGAGGUCCUGGUGUCCAUAGCAAAGAAGUACAGAAAGAACAGUGCUCAGGUGGCUCUGCGAUUCAACGUCCAGAGAGGAGUGGUGGUCAUCCCCAAAAGCUUCAGCACUCACAGGAUCAAGGACAACUUUCAGGUUCAACUGAAUUAAACAUAGUCAACAACCACUAAUAUACAUUAAGUGUACAAAACAUUAGGAACACCUGCUCCAUCCAUGACAUAAAAAUAUGCCAUUUAGCAGACGCUUUUAUCCAAAGCGACUUAGUCAUGUGCGCAUACAUUUUUACGUAUGGGUGGUCCCGGGGAUCGAACCCACUACCCUGGCGUUACAAGCGCCAUGCUCUACCAAUUGAGCUACAGAGGACCACGAGGACAUAGACUGACCAGGUGAAUCGAGGUGAAAGCUAUGGUCCCUUAAUGAUGUCACUUGUUAAAUCCGCUUUGAAGUGCCUUUGAACAGCGUAUGGUAGUAGGUGCCAGGCGCACCGGUUUGAGUGUGUCAAGAACUGCAAUGCUGCUGGGUUUUUCACGCUCAACCGUUUCCCUUGUGUAUCAAGAAUGGUCCACCACCCAAAUGACAUCCAGCCAACGUGACACAACUGUGGGAAGCAUUGGAGUCAACAUGGACCUGCAUCCCUGUGGAACGCUUUCGACACCUUGUAGAGUCCACGCCCAGACAAAUUAGUCUGUUCUGAGGGCAAAGGGGGGUGCAACUCAAUAUUAGGAAGCUGUUCCUAAUGUUUUUUACACUGCAUGGUGACCUAUUUCAGUUAUGAAUGUCCUUAUACCCCCUUUUUGUACUUUGUUAUAGAUAUUUGACUUUUCACUCACUGAGGAUGAAAUGAAAGCAAUUGAAGGACUGAACAAAGACAUCCGUUUUGUGGAGCUUCUAAUGUAAGUAUUAUAUAUCAUGGGGCAAUAUUGAGUCAAUUGCUAUAUUUGGGUGUUGAUACAGUAAGUGUUGUUUAUUUUUCCCACAGGUGGAGUGACCAUCCUGAAUACCCAUUUCACGAUGAAUAUUAAGCCUGGCAAUAUAAUUCCAUGUAUUCCUGUACCCCUGACAUAUUCACUGAACAUGUUUCGUUUUUUGUGUGUAACUGUACUGUAGUAGCCUACAUUUCUUUGAGUUAAUUCUGUCAUUUUGUGAGACAGUACCCUUCAUCAAAAGACCACCAGGGGGCUCUACUUGACAAUGAAUGAAAACCAAUGAUCAGUUUACAUUAAAAACAGUUUGUGAAAUCAUUCCCUAUUGCACAUUAAUUGUAUUUAACACAUUUAAAAAAUAAUAAUAACCGGAGACUGCUGAAGUAUCCCUAGUUCUGAAAUGUAACACUACUCUCAUAACUGUUGACCUCUACUGGAUCGGUGUCCCGUAUACGGGACUGUUGAGCUAACGUGCGCUAACAUGACU